UAUCCGUGUGUGACAUCCCUCCACCGACUUACACCAACUAACGGUCCGUGAGCUUUUACCGGGCCCGUGAUCGCUGAUGCCCGAGAGAAAGGCUGUUUGUGUCAAUCAAACCGACCCCCACCUCCCUUCCCCUCGCUGCUCUCCAUCCUGCCUCUCUCUCUCUCUCUCCCUCUCCCUUGCUCGCCUCCACUUGUGUAGGCGCUCUCUUUUAAAGCAGAGCGUUUACGCACGAUAGUCAGUCGUUAACGGGAAGCCUGAUAACGGUGCUCCUCCGCCUAAUCUCCACCUUGAAAGGAGCAGAGAUUAAGGGGACAAGUGGGCAUAGCGGGAGAGAGGAGAAGGAAGACAGGGGGAGAGAAGGACGAGAGGAAGAGAAAGAGAAGAAUGAUGAAAGGGGGGAGGAGAGCGGAUCAUUCCGGCUGCCCGCAUCUGCUGCUCCAGUGAAGGGGUGAGAAAGAAAGAGAGAGAGAGGGGGGGCAGAAAGGACAUGGCACAGCGCUUCAGCAUCCACAAUACACGGGAGUGGUGCGCCACCGAUACCGGAGCCCCGGACCCACCCGAAGCAGCAGCAGCAGCAGCAUCAGACUCAACGCGCUCCCGUCACGCCUCUUCCCCGCCAAACAGCGCCUCAGCUCCGGUCAGAGACAUUAAUCAUCGCUCUCUGCGUUUCUGCAUGUGAGUCCUCUGUGAGGAUUAAAGGCACGGUACCUCAACUGCAUUUCCAAUAAAUGAAGACCUUUGUUCCCCGACAUCCAAUGCAGCUUUCCUUCCCACCUGCCAUGGUGACAUGACACAACCCUGAGUGCUCCUGUCUCUCAAAAAAGACAAGCUCCUCAAACCUCCCAACAAGUGCACUCACUUUUCCCAAAAAAGACAUUAAAUCCCUCUUACAAGACACCUUUUUUCGCAAUGACGGUGGCGGUGCGAUUCCGCCGCCACCUGCGUAGGCUCCUUCUCCUGCUAGCCUCCUGCUGUCUCCUCUCCCUCCUCCUCUCUGCUUACUUUCUGUUCACAAACUCCUCCCCUUCCAUGCAACUCGGACAAUCUCCUGAACCGGCCUGUGCCCAGCCGCUCUCCAUGUCCCCGUAUCAUCAACUUCCAUACCCUUACCCUCCAAAUCCUCCCCACACGCACAUCCACACUGACCCAGUGGUACUGGUGCUGGUGGAGUCCCAAUACUCCCAGCUGGGUCAGGACAUUGUGGCUAUAUUGGAGUCGGCACACUUCCAGUUCCGCAUGGAGAUUGCCUCAGGGAAGGGCGACUUGCCGCCGCUCACAGAGAAAGGCAAAGGACGUUAUUCGCUUAUCAUUUAUGAGAACUUGUUAAAGUAUGCACAUGCAGACACAUGGAACAGACAGCUGCUGCAUCAAUACUGCACAGAGUAUAGAGUGGGCAUCAUCGGUUUCUACCGCUCCACAGAGAACUCCCCCCCUCUCCUCAAACUUCGAGGCCUACCGCUGGUGCUCAGGACCAACCAGGCGCUGUGGGACUGCUGCGUGGUCUCCAGCUCACCUCUCCUUCACCUGACCAAGCCUGGCACGGAUCGAGGGGCUUUACCAGGAGAGGACUGGACUUCCUUCUCCUCCAAUCACUCAACAUACCAGGCUGUACUGCACGCAAGGGCAAAAGAUGGAGCAGGGGCAGGCAGUGGAGAUCACUCAGGACCUGGGUUUAGUUUGGGCCUUCAGGCGACUGUGGUGCAGGACAUGGGGCUGUAUGAUGGGGUGAGGAGGGUGCUGUUUGGCCAGGGACUGGGAUACUGGCUGCACAGACUCAUUCUGGUGGAUGCCAUCUCUUACCUUACAGACAGGAAGCUAACUUUGGGUCUUGACCGGCACAUUCUGGUGGAUAUAGACGACAUUUUUGUCGGAAAGGAGGGAACGCGCAUGAACACCAAGGAUGUGAAGGCUCUUCUUGAUACUCAGAAACAGCUUCGUGCUGAGAUCUCCAACUUUACCUUCAACCUGGGCUUUUCUGGAAAGUUCUACCACACAGGCACAGUUGAGGAGGAUGAAGGAGACGAUCUACUGCUGAAGUACGUGGAUGAGUUCUGGUGGUUCCCCCACAUGUGGAGCCACAUGCAGCCUCACCUCUUCCACAAUGAGUCCUCGCUGCUGGAGCAGAUGGUCCUCAACAAGGAGUUCGCUCUGGAUCACAACAUCCCAGUGGACAUGGGCUAUGCCGUGGCACCCCACCACUCAGGCGUCUACCCAGUUCACCUGCAGCUCUACAAGGCGUGGAGACGGGUGUGGAACAUCCAGGUCACCAGCACUGAGGAGUACCCCCACCUCAAACCUGCCCGCUAUCGCAAGGGCUUCAUCAACAACAACAUCAUGGUGCUGCCUCGCCAGACGUGUGGCUUGUUUACUCACACCAUCUACUAUAAGGAAUACCCUGGUGGACCUAAAGAGCUGGACAAAAGCAUCCGUGGGGGAGAGCUGUUUCUCACAGUGCUACUCAACCCAAUCAGUAUAUUCAUGACACAUCUGUCCAACUAUGGUAACGAUCGACUGGGUCUGUACACGUUUGUCAACCUUGCCUCCUUUCUUCGCUCGUGGACAAACCUGAGACUCCACACGCUCCCACCCUUGCAGCUUGCACACAAGUACUUCCAGCUUUUUCCAGAACAAAGGAACCCACUCUGGCAGAACCCAUGUGAUGACAAACGACACAAAGACAUCUGGUCUAAAGAGAAAACCUGUGACAGGUUACCAAAGUUCAUGGUCAUAGGCCCACAGAAAACAGGAACGACAGCACUUUAUCUCUUCCUACUCAUGCAUCCCUCCAUCUCCAGUAACUUUCCUAGUCCCAAGACUUACGAGGAGGUCCAGUUCUUUAACACCAACAACUACCACAAAGGAAUUGACUGGUACAUGGAGUUUUUCCCUGUGCCUUCUAAUGUUAGCACAGACUUCCUGUUUGAGAAGAGCGCUAACUACUUCCCUUCAGAGGACUCCCCACGGCGAGCUGCUGCCCUGCUGCCAAAGGCCAAGAUCAUCACCCUGCUCAUCAACCCCUCUGACAGAGCCUACAGCUGGUAUCAGCAUCAAAGAGCUCACGAGGACCAUGCAGCCCUGCAGUUCACCUUCUAUGAUGUCAUCAGCGCGAGACCAGGAGCACCAGCUGAGCUCCGAUCCCUCCAGAAUCGCUGCCUCAUCCCUGGUCUUUACUCCACACACCUGGAGAGGUGGCUCACUAACUACCCUGCUAACCAGGUGAUGAUCAUAGAUGGCCACCAGCUGAGAACAGACCCUGCUGCAGUGAUGGAUGAAGUCCAGAAGUUCCUUGGAGUCACCCCUCACUUUAAUUACUCCCAGGCCUUGACGUUUGACCCACAGAAGGGCUUUUGGUGCCAGCUCCUUGAGGGAGGGAAAACCAAAUGUUUGGGGAAGAGCAAAGGAAGAAAGUACCCUCCUAUGGAGCCAGAGGCACAUGCAUAUCUCUCCAGGUACUACAGGGAACACAACGUGGAGCUGUCAAAGCUGCUGCAUCGUCUUGGACAGCCCCUUCCCUCCUGGCUAAGAGAGGAGCUACAGAAGGUUAGAUAACCUUUGCAUCCAUGAACAGGGGUUAAAGGUCAAGUGGUUCACGACCAGGAAGAAACCAGGAGCAGCACCUGACCUUCAGAUGCACUGACUGCAGCCUUUUAGUGAACCCUGAGGUGAUGGCGAGGACAGGGUGCCUUGCCUCACUUAGGAGCUGUGACACUGCUGAAGGAAGCAGAGGUCAUGUGAGCGCAAAGACACUUUGGUGGGCUGAAACUGAACUAUUGGACAGAUGAACGGACAGAUGAAGAAGGUAUAAUGUUUGGGCUUCAUAUACAGCUUCAAGAAAAUCAGAUGAGAACCUGAUGAAGAGAACUGUGGUAGAAAAGAAGCAUCAUUGCAAUUCUUUGAUACCUAAACCCUAUUCUACGCUGUGGUGAACCACUAAGUGCAGAUCUGCAGAGACUCUUAUGAUUCUUACCAGGUUUAUGUUUUAUUUUCAUCUUUGAUUUCCAAUGCCAGAGCAGCGCUGGUCAGCUGUGCAUGGUUUCCAUAGAGAUGACUUUGCACUAAGUUCCAUUCAAUGUAUUUCCAAGACAAAAAGGGAAAAAGGCACCCUUUGAGGUUUUGAUUUACUUUCUCUUUUUGUCGUUUCUUUGGUACUCUGGGAGUGAAUCAGCAUGGGGGAAAGGUGCUUAGACUCAGGGUGAGUGACAGGCUGUUACUUUCCAUCAUAAGUUCUCAUUGUUUUUUGAGUUAUCUUCUAAAUUGAAGCUAGUUUCUGGUAGAUAUAUUCACCCUUAGAGAUGUCACUUUGGGCUUUCACUGGAAAGUAUAGAUGGGAAAUGAGUCAGUGAAGCAAGAUGCAUUUGCCCACUCAUUAUUUUCCUGUGACGAGCCAUGCGGAAGAACACCAUGUCCGUGAAGCAGAGCAUGAGCGCUUGUGAUUUCAGCGCUAAGGACUGAGGAGACUUGAGUCUGUGGGAUGAAAACUGACCAAACGAGCCUAAUGGAUAUGACACUUAAUUCUAAGACCCUUUAAGUAGCUACUGUAACCGCAGGCAAUUUCUGUUUCAUCAGUGUCUCAUUAAAGUGUCAACCUUCUUUUUAUUCUUUUCAAAACCAGUGGCCUACUUUGUUAAGCUUCAAUUUGAAUGCAAAAAAACCUAAAUGUCCAACACAGAAACCAAAAUUAAAGAAAUGGAGAUGACAACA
Molecule: messenger RNA, 4701 nt
Organism: Notolabrus celidotus (New Zealand spotty)
Lineage: Eukaryota; Metazoa; Chordata; Actinopteri; Labriformes; Labridae
Gene: ndst3
Product: N-deacetylase/N-sulfotransferase (heparan glucosaminyl) 3
Exons: 15
Coding region: 910-3549 (879 amino acids)
Cellular component (GO): Golgi apparatus
Molecular function (GO): heparan sulfate N-sulfotransferase activity; deacetylase activity
Source: RefSeq, a predicted model, not a curated record